AUGAAUUUCCUGUUAUGGGCAAAAUUCGCCCCGUAUACAAGAAUCCUUUUAAGGAACAAGAUUACACAAAAAAAUCUGCUGUGGUGUACCCAAUGCGCACUCUAUUUAAACUCGGUACCAAUAGAUGAUAAUUACUCCGAUGGUGCACCCUCACCAGAGCAGUAUGUCAAUACCCACUUACCUCUUUUGGUGGAAGAAUCUCUUUUUGAAACAGAGGAGUAUACCUCAGAGUAUGAGUCUGAAUAUGAGUCGUCGGAUGAAUUUGAGCAAGAAGAACAGAACAGAGAGCAAGAACAGGAGUCUACAGAAAACCCUCCAGAGAAUAUUUGGCAUCGAGUAAUUGCGGUUUUCACUGUGAUAUUUAUUUCUAGCUUCAUUGUGGAUGAAGGCGCAGUAAUUUUGAUUACAUUCAUAAAUACAAUCCUCGAACAUUAUGGAGAGGAUUUCCGACUUCCCACAAGCAUUCCGGGUUUGAGGAAAAUGACAGGAUACAAUGACUUGACAAACAGCGUAUCAAAAUAUGUAGCAUGCAGUAAUUGUCACACAUUAUACGAUUACAGCAACAACACACAUACAUCCUGCAAUUUCAAAAGAGUUGGUAGUAAGACGCAUUGUAAGAAUGAUCUCUACAAGUCUAGUAUGAAGAACGCCAUGAUUCCAAAGUGCACAUUUGUUUAUAACUCGUUGACAACUACCUUGAAAAAAAUGUUUACACGUCCUUCUUUUGAGAUGCGUGCAACCAUUAUCGAUCCCAUGCACAACCUUUUUCUCGGGACUGCAAAACGAAUGAUGGAUAUUUGGAUUGCAAACAAUUUGCUUGAUGACAAAGAUUUUGUAGAGAUGCAGGAAGAGGCUAAUAGAAUGGUACUCCCUGUAGGGUAUACGACUCUGAAGAUAAAGAUUGGAAAGAAAUUUCCGUUUAUGAAGGCAGAUGAGUGGAAAUCAUGGUGCCUGAUAUACUCUCCUGUUCUGCUUAAGACACGCCUGCGAGAUGAUCUGCUUGGCAAUUGGAUCCAUUUUGUCGAUGCAUGCAGAGAAUUGACGAAGCCAAGUAUCACCAAAAAUGGGAUCAAAAAAGCUCACGAAAGUUUGGAGGAGUUCUGUGUUGGUUGUGAAGACUUUUAUAAACCAGAUGUAUUCACGCAAAACAUGCAUCUCCAUCUCCAUCUAAAAGAAACAAUUGAAGACUUUGGGCCAAUUUACGGAUUUUGGCUAUUUAGCUUUGAGCGCUAUAAUGGUGUAUUGAAAGGGUUUGAGACAAACCAGAAGAGUGGGUUCGAGAAUACCUACAUGAAAAGAUUUCUUGAGAGUUCUUACAAUGGUGACUUUUGUCAAGCGCAUCUCAGAAAUGUUACCAGCCCUUUACUCCUCUCUCUCUUUCUCAAGCUGUCUGGUCAUAAAAUCUAUAAUCCUGCACUUUCGCCACAUCCUUUGAUACCAUCAUUCUUUCACUUGCCAACGUUCCUACAAUCCGCUGAAAAGCCUUCAAAGCAAACAUUUGGCAACAAACCUCUACCUCUUUCCGCUCUACCAUUGUGUUUGAAGCCACCAACAACAAUGAGAAAAUCCGAGUAUGAUUGUCUGCUCGAUUUCUAUAAAAUUGAGUAUGACGAUGAUUCUCUUUGCAGUGCCAAGACAACAAUCAGGAAUUGUUGUGGAGACUCUGAGGAAAGAUAUGCUGGUCGUAUUAAGUACUUGUUCUUGCACGAUUUUACACCAAACCUCACGCACACCAACCUUUCCCCUUGUCACAACCCCCAACACGUAUUUGUCUUCGUUGAGUGGUACAAAAUUCCUCGCCAUCAACCUAGAAUCAAGCAGGGCAUCGAGUUGUAUGAGCCAGAAUUUCUGAAGUAUGACUACGACAACAUUCUGCCUGUCCACCGCAUCUUGUCGCCAAUUGCAAUUGGAAGUCAUGUGUCUGGUAGCGGUGCAGCAAAAGUCAUUGUUAUUCCUCUGCCAAGAAAGCUGUACGCUUAA
Molecule: messenger RNA, 1980 nt
Organism: Phycomyces blakesleeanus NRRL 1555(-)
Lineage: Eukaryota; Fungi; Mucoromycota; Mucoromycetes; Mucorales; Phycomycetaceae
Exons: 4
Coding region: 1-1980 (659 amino acids)
Source: RefSeq, a predicted model, not a curated record